Molecule: messenger RNA, 3327 nt
Organism: Apis mellifera (honey bee)
Lineage: Eukaryota; Metazoa; Arthropoda; Insecta; Hymenoptera; Apidae
Product: non-canonical poly(A) RNA polymerase PAPD5-like
Exons: 8
Coding region: 166-1887 (573 amino acids)
Biological process (GO): RNA 3'-end processing
Cellular component (GO): nucleolus; TRAMP complex
Molecular function (GO): poly(A) RNA polymerase activity; mRNA binding
Source: RefSeq, a predicted model, not a curated record
UUCCUUCUAAAAUGCUGUUGUUCAAUGGUCGUAUGUAUGAAUUUCAUAGUGUUCGCAGGUUACAAUAAAUCAGACAAUUUUUCAAUUAAAGUUGAAUUAAGAUUGGAAUUGUAGUGUAGUGUGCAAGGACCAUUAAUCGUAAGAUACAGAAUCGAGAACUAUUUAAUGGAUCCGACUAUCGGUUGGUAUCAACCGGAGCAGUUCGGCCCUGCUAAGGAUUUGUGGUUACACAUUUGGGAAGCUGAAAAAGGCUUGGAUAUUUUAACGUUGAAAAACGAUUCGUCUUCGAAUGUAAUGGGUGUGAAGCUUCAACAAGACUUCAUAUCUUUAGAUUCUCUCAAUUCUCGUACGGGAGAUCGCAUGCAACAUAAUACUUGUAAUAGCUAUUAUAAUCCAUCGCGUAGGAAAGGUGAUAAUCGUGCUAGUACCUACGGCAUGAACUACAAUUAUGAUGCCUUAGUUGGCGAAUACGGUGGUUGUCCAUGGCGAGUACCCAAUAAACAUUAUUCAAAAGGUGUUAUUGGAUUACAUGAAGAAAUUGAAGAUUUUUUUGCUUAUAUGUGUCCCUCUAAUGAAGAACAUAGUUUACGAAUACGUGUUGUCAAAAGGAUAGAACAAGUAAUAUAUGAUCUCUGGCCAGAUUCUAAGGUUGAAGUAUUUGGCAGCUUUCGUACUGGUUUAUAUUUACCUACAAGUGAUAUAGAUUUAGUGGUAAUAGGAAUGUGGACAAAUCUUCCAUUACGCACUUUGGAACGUGCUUUAUUGGAUCAAAAUAUUGCUGAACCAUCUUCUAUUAAGGUUUUAGAUAAAGCUAGUGUUCCAAUUGUCAAGCUGACUGAUAAAGAAACUGAAAUUAAAGUAGAUAUCAGUUUUAAUAUGAAUAAUGGUGUUAAAUCUGCAGAAUUGAUAAAUUCUUUUAAAAAGAGGUUUCCAGUACUAGAAAAGCUAGUUAUGGUAUUAAAGCAAUUCUUGUUACAAAGAGACCUGAAUGAAGUGUUUACUGGUGGAAUCUCAUCAUAUAGUUUAAUACUUAUGACUAUCAGUUUUUUACAGUUACAUCCUAGACAAAAUGCUUAUUGUUCAAAUGCUAAUCUUGGGGUGCUGUUAAUAGAAUUUUUGGAAUUAUAUGGUAGGAAAUUUAAUUAUGUUAAAACAGGAAUUCGUGUAAAAGAUGGUGGUACUUACAUAUCAAAGGAAGAGGUUCAAAGGGAUAUGAUAGAUGGCCAUCGACCUUCUUUAUUAUGCAUAGAAGAUCCACUUACACCAGGAAAUGAUAUUGGUCGUAGUAGUUAUGGUGCUCUAUAUGUAAAAGAUGCAUUUGAUUGGGCUUACUAUGUCCUUUCACAAGCAGUUAGUCCUUUAAAUAUAUUAGUUAACGAUGCAAAUAAAGUAAGUAUACUAGGAAGAAUAAUUCGAGUGACAGAUGAAGUAAUAGAAUACCGCAAAUGGAUUAAAGAAACAUUCCCACUACCUUUGAGUGAAGUAGAUUCAUUGUCAAGUUCUACUGGUUCUGAUGCUUCAACAUUAUCUGCUCCAGCUAGUGAUACAGAUUCUGAAUGUAGUCGUGGAAAUUCUCCUAACACUAGUGGAAAAGGAGAAGAUAGAAAUAAAGAAAGACAUGUAUAUAAUAAUCAGCAUACUCAUCAUCAUUCACAAUGGAAAAAACCAUUUAAAGCAACUACUCAUGGUAAUCACCAUCAUAAUUCCAGAGGAAAUUAUCAUCAUCGUGGAAUAAAUAAUAAUAAUAUAAGUGGACAAAGUAAAGCAAAACAUUCUCUUCAUAGUAAUGGAAAUAAUAAUAAUAGCCAUAGUCCAAGUUCAAGGUCACAAACUGUUAAACGAAAAAAACAUUGCAUUACACCUCGUACUGGAGAUUGUGUACGGUGAUGAAACGUGCAAAAUAAUGUUGGACUUUAUUUCAUAUUUAAGUAGAGAGCUCAAUAUCAUAAUUGUGUGGUGAAAAGACAUUGAUUAACUUUCAUCGCGCAACUAAUUAUCGUUUCCAAUUAGAAGGGCUCUGUGUCUAUAAUUAUGUGGAGUUAACAAACUCUAUGUUAUUUUUCUCUUAUAUGAGCAAAAAAGAGACCCUGGUGUAGUUAAGUUCUUGAUUUCAUCAGAAAUAUUUUUUAUUCUGUACGAAAAUUUAUAUACCAAAGACGUACAGAAUUGUAAUAUAAAUUGAUUAAUUUUACUUUUAUUUUGCAUUACUGCACAUAUUACAAAUAAUAUUUUUAAAAAUAUGUAAUAUUUUAUUAAUUACUGUUUAUAAAGUUAUAAGCUUAUUGCAAUCUUUGAAUAGCAAUUGUGUUCAUAAUCACGGUAAACUCAUUGUAAUACAUUUAUAUAAUACGAACGAUAUAUACAAAGAUUAUUUACAGUGCAGUUUUCUUAAAGAUUUCAUGAAAUUGUAAAACAAGCUCUAAUAAUGAUAAAGACUUAGUUUUCUAUACGGAACUAUAUUCUUAUAAUACAAAGGGGUAACAGAAAAAUUGGUGAUAUUGGGACUUACCUAUUGUAAAUACUGUAAUAUAUAUUAUCAAACAUAGAAAAAUAAGUCUAAGAGUUACCUACUACAUUUUUUAUUUUGUACGUAUCUAAAGUAGUGUUUGUUAUAAUAAUUUUAUCAUUUGAAAUCAUGGAUUAGUCCAUGUAUGUGAGAAUUACGUAUUUUCUGUAAUAAUAUAAGCAAUAGUUGUGAAAGUGUUUUGGUAUAUCUUUCGGAUUUUAAUAAAAUUAUAAAUUCGUGUGCUGAUGAUCAACAAAUUUUAAAUAAAAAAUAUUUUUGAAAAUAUUAACUCAUUGAAGAAAAAAAUGAUAAACUUUAGAUUUUUACACUGCGUUCUUUAAAAUCGUAAUUGUGCAUAAUGCUUUACUUUUUAUACAGAAUUACUGAUUUCGUAACACUAGUUUAUAAUUUUUAGUCUCCCCUGAACAAUAAUACAUUAUUUUUAUAUUAUAAAAAUAAUAAUAAGCAUAUACAUCAUGGUCGAAUGUUACACGAAUUCAAUGCACGAAUCAGACAUUGCAUUUAAACAUAUUCUUAUCUUCAAAAUUUGAGCAACAUUUCAAAAAUUUUAUAUGUGACAAUAUAUAUAUGCAAAAGGCCUUUAUAUUAUUGAAAACUUCAUGAAAUGUAUACUUGUGAAAUUAUCUUAUAUCUAAUUUAUUAUUGAAAAUUACAUUCCGUUUUUCAACAUAAAUUUUCUCAAACUGAAAAAAAUAAGAAAUGUUUACUAAUUAAGAAUUUUUGUCCGGACUGCAUUUUGUGUUAAUGCAAGUUGUAAUGAUUCAACAAUAUCUCCUAUUAAAUUCAAGUGCAGAGAUAAA